Carcharodon carcharias (great white shark) is the source of this 363-nucleotide messenger RNA. RefSeq names its product histone H2B type 2-E-like. The coding region runs from base 1 to 363 and encodes 120 amino acids. The transcript has a single exon. Gene Ontology annotation, molecular function: structural constituent of chromatin; protein heterodimerization activity; DNA binding. Gene Ontology annotation, cellular component: nucleosome. The record is from RefSeq and is a predicted model, not a curated record. NCBI's taxonomy places the organism in Eukaryota, Metazoa, Chordata, Chondrichthyes, Lamniformes, Lamnidae.
AUGGCGGCUGUGGCUAAGGACAGGGCGAAGCAGUCGCUGACUAAAGUCACUAAGAAGCCUCCCAAGAAGCGGAGGAAAUCUUGCAAGCAGAGCUAUUCCACUUACAUGUACGGUGUGCUGACCCAGGUCCACCCUUCCACCAGGAUCUCAUCCAAGGUCAAUGAGUUUAUGAAUUCCUUCAUUGUUGACAUUUUCGAGCGCGUCGCCUCCAAGGCCUUGCACCUCACGCACCAUAACAAGUGCUGCACCAUCUCGGCCACAGAGAUCCAGAGCACCGUCUGCCUCAUUCUGCCAGGGGAACUGGCCAAACACACCGUCUCCGAAGGCAUGAAAGCAGUCACCAAAUACACCAACUCCGUUUAG